AGAAGCAUCUUCCAUCUGCCGGCCGCCAUGAGCCGCCGCGAGCCGGCGGCCUCCCCGUUCCGCGACCUCUCCAACCUCCGCACCCCGAACCCGAAGGCGCCUAACCCCAAACCCUCCGCCUCCCCGCUCUUCUUCACGGCCUCCAGGGCCCCCCUCCCGUCGGCCACCCCGACGCCCCGGCGACGGCGGGGCCCUCCUCCUCACCCGGGCGCAGCGACCCCGACCCCGACGCCGCUCGGCCGCCGCCUCCGCGCGCUCGAGCUUGACCAGUCGCGGUCCGCCCGCCGCGCCGAGUCCGGCCGCGACGGCGCCCUCCGCGCCUUCGCCUCCUCCGCCUCGUCGUGGCUCUCGCUGCUCCUCCGGGACCCCUCGUCCUGCGGAUGCCCACAAUCCGCGGCCGCCAGGGUCACCCGCGACGCGUCCGCUGUGGGCAAGCGCGACGCGGUCGAUGGGGAGCGGGCGCGUGGGCGCAGCCCGAAGAGGCACCGGUUUGGGGAUCGCGGCGGGCCGAGGCGGAAGACGAUGACGCCGGCUAUGGCGGCCUCAUUGAGGCAGUCCCUGAGGGAGGUGUGCAGCUUGGAGGAUGUGACGGAGAGGAUGGGGAGGUACAUGAGCACGGAGGCGUGCGAGGAGGUGCUCGUCAUGAUGUGCCAAAUCUGCAAAAACAUUGAUGAUGGCAGGUUGAAGAUGAAAGAACAGUGUCCCCUUGUGUCUGAUCUCAGGCUGAGAGAUAAGGCAAUAAGAAUUUUCAUGUGUUACAACCCAGAGUGGCUCAGGAUAGGCUUGCAUAUUGUCCUUGGGGGCGAUUCCCUGAUACAUAAUGGUUCGCAGAAAAUGGACAAGGAGGUUGCCUUUCUAAAAUUUGUUCUGGAGAAGCAAUUGUUCGCUCAAAUGACUGUAACAAAAUCUUCUGCUCCCACCAAGAUGGCUGAGGGGCUCUGUAGAGCAGGUUAUGGUGAAGCGGUGGGCAAUAUCACACUGAAAAGAAUAUUUCUUCUUGCUGCUGCAUUAGACAGAGCUAAAGUGGAAAGUGCUUUGCCUUUGGAAUCUGGAAUUGAUGGCCUUGAUGGUGGAUCCCCUUUGUUAUUUUGUUGCCAGACCCAGAUAAAAUCUAGUCGGCAAGUUGUUCAGGAGUCAUUGGGCGAAGUCAUGCAUGGAGAAGGUGAUCUCUUGAUGCAUCUCACUACCAUGGGAUAUAAACUGAAUUAUCAACAGCUUUCUCUGUCAGAGUAUGAUUUCACCAUAGGAAAUUUAUUUGAAGAUCUUCAAGAUGGCAUAAUUCUGUGUAGAAUUGUUCAGCUGCUAACAUCUGAUGCAUCGAUUAUUUUGAAAGUGAUUGCCCCAUCAGAUACGUCUAAGAAAAGGUUGCAUAAUUGCACCAUGGCUAUCCAGUAUAUGAAGCAGGCUGGGAUUCGGUUAUCUGAUGCAGAUGGACUCUCGAUCUCUGCAGAAGACAUUACUAAUGGGGAUAAGGAGUUAGUUCUUUCGUUGCUUUGGAAUGUGUUCAUUUCUAUGCAGUUACCAGUGUUAGUAGAUCAAACUUCAGUAGCUCAUGAACUAUCAAGGCUACAAGCAUCAGCAUCGGAACAACCAGUCUCUGAGACAAAGUCACAGAUUGGCUUGCUUUAUGAUUGGAUCCAGGUGAUAUGUGCAAAAUAUGGCAUUAGCGUGGAAAGUUCUUCCCAAAUUGACAGGAGAGCCCUGAAUUACUUCAUCAACUAUUAUUUGAACAUAAACAUUCCUAGUUUUCCUCUGAAGGAAUCAUUAUCUGAUUGUCGAAAGGAAUUAUUCGGUUGUUGUAAACCGGACACCAUGGCUGUUGUCACCACUCAUCCAUUCAACAACUUUGGAGAAGUGCUUGCACAGUUUCUUCAGGACCUACCAGCUUGUGAUAUCCUAGCUAACGAUGUAAUAUUUGAUGAAAAGAGUGCGACAAUUUUGCUCGCAUUCCUGUCUUCACAUCUCACUAGUGACAGACGAUUGGAGCAACUAAAGGAUCUGAUCAAUUCAAAGUUGGACCAGCAAAGUCCGGUUACUGAGGUUUCUGCUAGGCGUAGAUCUCGAGGAAUAAAUGACAUGAAGUGCCAAUUUCCUCAGAUAGAUGAGACAGAUGGUUCACACAUUAGCAAAGAGUCGACUGCAAUUGUUAUACAAACUCAAGUGAGAAGAAUUAAUGCAAUGCGCAAAUACUGCAAGAUUAAGAAUGAAGCUCAGCUGCGCCACACUGGGCAUGAUCCUGUAGCUUCAUCCAGUCCUCAGAAGAACAUUGCUGAUAGUAGUGCCAUUAAUUCAGCCAUUAAGCUUGUGUGUGAGGAUGACGUGGACUGCAGCAGCGAUUCCUAUCAAGCUUUGUUUUAUCAUGAACACCCAAUAUCUACGAAGGUCAACUUCCUGUUUUUCAGGAAGGUAAUGGCUGCUCGAAAGAUACAGUUUGCCUAUAGAAGAUUUACCCACAGAAUAUUUUCAAGAAUUUCAGCUUCAAUCAAGAUUCAGAGCCAUUGGCGUGGCUUCUCCGUACGGACACAUUUUAAAAGGAAAAUUCAAUAUAUUAUUGCCAUCCAAGCUGUAGCAAGGCGUGUUUUGUGUCAUCGGGCUUUUCAGAAGCAACGGUGUGCUUCAAUAGUGAUCCAGCGAAUUAUCAGAGGAUGGUUAGCCAGGAAGAAACUAUUAGGCUCUUGGUUACCGAGAUCCUGUACAGAUCUUUGUGCACUAGAUCAAAAUCAGCAUAAAAUAUCUCACCAAAGUAUGCAACUGAAAAUUAUGCUGCGUUCAGUCCUAAGGAUACAAAGAUGGUGGAGGAAGGCCCUUUUGUAUCGGUCUAUCAGAAUAUCAGUCAUCUCAAUUCAGUCCUUUGUUCGUGGUUGGCUGGUUCGAAAACAAGCAAACCAUAUUCUAUGCAGCAUCUACCUCAUUCAAAGAUGGUGGAGACAGGUUCUGUUUCUUGAAUCAAGGAAGAGAUCUGUGAUUGUUAUCCAGGCGCACUUCCGUAGAUAAGUUAACUUAUGUCCUGGCAUGGAAAACGUAUCAGCUAACUGAUUUUCGCAGUCCUAUGUUAAAGCUUAUCUUGUGAGGAAAAGUUCAAAGCAAGAAAUUACCGAUAUAAGGUGUAGACUACAGAAGUCUUCUGAACAGGUUGACGAUAGUAUGCGUCUGAUCAACAGACUGAUUGCCGCCCUGUCACAGCUAACUCAAUGUAGGAGCAUCAGCAGUAUUCGACAAACUUAUGCAACAUUAAGUAUGGCUACAGAGUAUUCAGAGAAAUGCUGUCAGACAAUUGUCAAUGCUGGUGCUGUGGAAAUUCUGCUCAAGCAAAUUCAUUUUCUUAACCGUGGAGUUCCAGAUCAGGAGGUCCUGAAACAAGUGCUAUUCACUCUGAGGAAUAUUGCACGAUUCCCAAAUCUUCGACCUGUGUUAAUACACACUCCACAAGCAGUUGCAACUGUUUUCCAGGAGUUGUUGAGGAACAAAGCCGAUGGGUUCUUCAUCGCGUGUGAUAUCUUGAAGAGGCUAUGCGAGUACAAAGAAGGCCAUGAAAUCGCCCAAGCUCUGCAGCACCACAUCAGAAGGCUGGGCAACCUGGUGCAAGAACUCGAGAAGAAGGUGGAGCUUGACAGAAGGAACGGGCGCACUGGAGUCAGCAAGGAAAACAAUCUGCGACGGCUCGGGGAGGCUGUCACGCUCCACCAUCUGCUCACUAACGACCGUUGAUUGAUGAUGUAUGUAGUGAUAACAGUCGAUUGGAUACGCUUUUCGCCUGGGAGGUAUUGUCUUCUGGGAGUGAUUUAGGGCACAGGUAGGUGUGUUUGUCGUGAGCUUGUUUGGUGUCGACAACCGAAAUCUCGUAUCUAGUUGGUUGUCAUGAUGAGGUCAUGGAGGAUAUAUAGGUGUGUGGGAUUGGUGAAACUUGAGCAUCCGCUUGAUGUGUCAUGUGUGCAACAUAUUGGCUUUCGAUUUGAAAUGCAAAGAUUUGCUGCGUUGCUGCUUGUUAAGAUUCUGUACUUGAAUUGUUCUUCUUCAUGGGAAGGCAAACAGGAAGGUAUUUUUGCGUUUCCCUGUCAAA
Molecule: messenger RNA, 4060 nt
Organism: Oryza brachyantha (malo sina)
Lineage: Eukaryota; Viridiplantae; Streptophyta; Magnoliopsida; Poales; Poaceae
Product: abnormal spindle-like microcephaly-associated protein homolog
Exons: 19
Biological process (GO): spindle organization; establishment of meiotic spindle localization; mitotic cell cycle
Cellular component (GO): spindle pole
Molecular function (GO): protein binding
Source: RefSeq, a predicted model, not a curated record